Sebastes umbrosus (honeycomb rockfish) is the source of this 1059-nucleotide messenger RNA. It is a transcript of the gene aurkaip1, whose product is annotated as aurora kinase A interacting protein 1. The transcript has 4 exons. The record is from RefSeq and is a predicted model, not a curated record. Gene Ontology annotation, biological process: mRNA processing. The coding region runs from base 213 to 845 and encodes 210 amino acids. NCBI's taxonomy places the organism in Eukaryota, Metazoa, Chordata, Actinopteri, Perciformes, Sebastidae. Gene Ontology annotation, cellular component: mitochondrion.
ACAAUGUUCAUCAAACCACUGCUAAACUAAUGUCUUCAUGUUGUCAGACAGCUGACGGCUGAAACUCUGUUAGUUGUGAUCUGUUUAGUGAUAAUAUCGAGACUUUCUCGUCCAGAGUUGAGCCUCACUGCUAGCUAGCAUUAGCAACAAGCUGAAGGGACCAGAGACCAGUCAACUCCUUCCUGAUGACUUGAUUUGGCUGAUCAUCAACAAUGUUUACCUCAAAGGUUGUCCCCCGUCUCAAUCUGUUACGUAGAGCGACAUGUGCUCUUCAGGCCCAUGGAGAAGUUUUGAAUGGACGUGUGCAACCGCUUCUUCCUGUUUACUGCUCUUCGCUACAACAAAAACAGAGAAACUACUCAACGGCAGCAGACAACACACCUCCUCCUCGAUGGGUACAACUUGAGCCAGAACUGGACGAAGCUCUUGUGCCGCGUAAACUGUCGGUGAGUCCUCUGGAGAGCUGGCUCUCCCUGCGCUACUCCCUUCCUCCCCUGCAGGAGUGCGCUCAGCCGCAGGAGGACGUAGGGCCGCUGGAAGAGAAGAUGCUGCCUCCCGUCUCCGUCCCUGUUCUGGAGGAUGGGGAGGGUUCAGCAACACCUCUUAGCUGUAAGAAUGUUCUGAAGAUCCGACGGCGGAAGAUGAACCGGCAUAAAUACAAGAAGCUGCUAAAACGGACUAAAUUCUUGAGGAGAAGAGUGCUAGAGGGCAGGGGGAAGAAGAAGCAGAAACGAUUUGAGGAGGAUCUGAGGAGGAUUUGGACACGAGCUGGACUGAAGAAGGCACCAGAGGGGUGGAACACACCUAAGAUCUUCAUUAAGCAGCAUGGAAACAAAAGGGACUGAGAAACACUGACAACAAUGAUUCAAGUUUGUGUCACAUGAUCCCUCACACUGGACGUCUCUGUCUGCUCACAACACUUCACACUCUGCAGUUAAAACAACUUUAUGUGCUUUAAUUGAAGCAUAUUUCAGUGACAAGGACAUCUUCAUUAUGUGUACAAUUCAUUUUUAACAACGUGUACAUAAUCUAAUAAAGAUCUUUCUCUGUCAAGCCCGA